CACUCUUAGCUUCUUCUCAGUUAUUUAUUUCUUCUCCAAUUCUCUGCUUCUUUUUCUCUCUCUGUGCGAUCUCAUCAAAACCCUAAUCUUGAUCGCAGAAAAGCUGAAAUUUCAUCUGAUUACUCUAGAAAAAUCAAAGUUUGACGAUCCGAUCAUCGUGAAAUUGCCUGAACCGAACCUUACUCAGUUCAAUUUCCUGUACACUUAAUAGUUGCCUCAGAAUUUUCGUUUCCCCAAUUCAGUCUCUGCUCUUCGAUCAAUUCUUGGAUUUUUGGGGAUUGAUCGGCUUUUAUUUCAAAGAGGUUUUGAUUCGUGCAAUGCUUUCAGUUUCAAUAUGAAGUUAAAGAGGAGGAGGGCGGUUGAAGUGCCUCCAAAAAUUAGAUCCUUCAUCAACAGUGUCACUGCUGUUCCACUUGAGAAUAUAGAGGGACCUCUGAAAGGUUUUGUCUGGGAGUUUGAUAAGGGGGAUUUCCAUCAUUGGGUUGAUCUUUUCAACCAUUUCGAUUCAUUUUUUGAGAAGCACAUAAAAUCCAGGAAGGAUUUGCAGGUCGAGGAUAAUUUUCUAGACUCUGAUCCUCCUUUUCCAAGAGAAGCUGUUCUUCAAGUUCUCCGUGUCAUAAGGAUAAUUUUGGAGAACUGCACAAAUAAGCACUUCUAUAGUUCUUACGAGCAGCAUCUUUCAUCUCUGCUUGCUUGCACUGAUGCGGAUGUGGUUGAGGCUUGCCUGCAGACUUUAGCUGCUUUUUUAAAGAAAACAGUUGGAAAGUAUUCCAUUAGAGAUGCUGCACUAAAUUCAAAGUUAUUCGCUCUUGCACAAGGUUGGGGGGGAAAAGAAGAGGGUCUUGGAUUAAUUGCUUGUGCAAUACAGAAUGGUUGUGGCCAUAUUGCUUAUGAGUUAGGUUGUACCCUUCAUUUUGAGUUCUAUGCAUCGAAUGAUUCAACAGAUGACAUCCCUGCCACCCAAGGUUUACAAAUCAUUCAUUUACCUAACAUCAACACUCAUCGAGAGGCAGAUCUUGAGCUUUUGAGUAAAUUAAUUGCCGAGUACAAUGUACCCUCUAGUUUAAGAUUUUCUUUAUUGACAAGAUUGCGGUUUGCAAGGGCUUUUGGUUCUUUAGCUACCCGCCAGCAAUAUGCAUGCAUUCGCUUGUAUGCCUUCAUAGUUCUUGUUCAAGCAAAUAGUGAUGCUGACGACCUUGUUUCUUUCUUCAACACUGAACCUGAGUUUGUCAAUGAAUUAGUGUCGUUAUUGAGCUUUGAAGAUGUGGUUCUUGAGAAAAUUCGAAUUCUAUGUCUUCUUUCAUUGGUUGCUCUAUGUCAAGAUCGGUCCCGACAGCCUACUGUUUUGACUGCUGUCACGUCGGGUGGGCAACGUGGAAUCCUAUCCAGUCUCAUGCAGAAGGCCAUUGAUUCUGUCAUCAGUGAUACAUCAAAGUGGUCUGUUGUUUUUGCUGAGGCUCUAUUAUCUCUUGUCACAGUUUUGGUUUCAUCAUCAUCAGGUUGUUCAGCCAUGCGUGAAGCUGGUUUUAUUCCCACCCUUCUGCCUUUGCUUAAAGAUACAAACCCACAGCACCUUCAUCUGGUCAGCACAUCUGUGCAUAUUUUAGAAGCUUUUAUGGAUUACAGUAAUCCAGCUGCUGCAUUGUUUCGAGAUUUGGGUGGUUUAGACGAUACCAUCUCUCGCCUUCAUGUGGAAGUGUCUCAUGUAGAAAAUGGCUCAAAGCAACAAGAUGAAGAUUCUGAGAUCAUUGGGAGGAGUGCUCAAGUAGUUGCAGGGACUUCCACAGAGCUAGACAACAUGCAGCCUUUGUAUUCAGAACCACUAGUUUCCUAUCACCGACGUUUGCUGAUGAAAGCUUUACUGCGUGCUAUAUCCCUUGGAACUUAUGCCCCAGGGAAUACUGCCCGUGUUUACGGCUCAGAGGAGAGUCUAUUGCCACAAUGCUUAUGCAUAAUAUUUAAAAGGGCAAAAGAUUUUGGUGGUGGGGUGUUUUCACUUGCAUCCACAGUCAUGAGUGAUUUAAUUCACAAAGAUCCUACCUGUUUUCCGGUCUUAGAUGCAGCAGGCCUUCCUUCUGCUUUCUUGGAUGCUAUAAUGGACGGUGUUCUUUGCUCUGCUGAAGCCAUUACAUGCAUACCACAGUGUCUAGAUGCCCUUUGCAUAAAUACUAAUAAUGGGCUUGAGGCUGUGAAAGAGCGAAAUGCUAUGAGGUGCUUUGUGAAGAUAUUUACUUCAAGAACCUAUCUGCGUGCCCUUACCAGUGAUACACCCGGCUCCUUAUCUAGUGGAUUGGAUGAAUUAAUGCGCCAUGCUUCCUCAUUGCGUGGGCCUGGAGUGGAUAUGCUGAUUGAGAUCUUAAAUGCAAUUUCAAAAAUUGGACAUGGGGUUGAUGCUUCGUACAUGUCAACUGAUCCUCUGUGCUCUUCUACUCCUGUUCCAAUGGAAACUGAUGGAGAAGAGAGGAACUUGGUCCUGUCUGAUGGAGGGGAAUCAUCCAAAAUGGAUAGUUCAGAGCAGACUGCCGAACCAUCCUCUGAUUCUUUAACGGGGAAUGUUGAAUUAUUCCUUCCUGAUUGUGUCAGCAAUGCUGCACGUCUUCUUGAAACAAUACUUCAGAAUGGUGACACAUGCCGUAUAUUUGUGGAGAAGAAAGGAGUUGAAGCUGUCCUGCAGUUAUUUACCUUGCCUUUAAUGCCUCUUUCUGUUUCAGUUGGCCAGAGUAUUUCCGUUGCAUUUAAGAACUUCUCACCACAACAUUCUGCUUCGUUGGCUCGGGCAGUGUGUUCAUUCUUGAGAGAGCAUCUGAAAUCAACAAAUGAACUCUUAGUUUCAGUUGGAGGGACUCAACUUGCUGUGGUGGAUUCUGCAAAGCAAACUAAAGUUUUGAAACAUCUUUCCAGUCUUGAAGGUAUUCUGUCUCUGUCUAAUGUUCUGUUGAAAGGGACGACUACUGUGGUGUCUGAACUGGGUGCAGCAGAUGCUGAUGUAUUGAAAGAUCUUGGGAGUACAUACAGAGAAAUCAUUUGGCAGAUAUCUCUGUGUAACGAUGUCAAGUCAGAUGAGAAGAUCAGUGCUGAACAAGAACCAGAGAGUGCUGAGGCAGCACCGUCUAAUGCGUCUGGAAGAGAGAGUGAUGAUGAUGCUAAUAUUCCAAUGGUGAGAUAUAUGAAUCCAGUUUCUAUUAGGAAUCAGCCCUUGUGGGCCGGAGAACGUGAGUUUCUUUCAGUUGUUCGUUCUGGUGAAGGUUUGCACCGUCGUAGUCGACAUGGGUUUACACGCAUAAGGGGUGGAAGGACAGGCCGUCAUUUGGAGGCUUUAAAUGUUGAUUCUGAAUCUUCAUCAACAGUAUCGGAGACAUCUACUUCCCAGGAUUUAAAAAAGAAAAGUCCUGAUGUUCUUGUGAUGGAAAUUCUCAACAAGCUGGCUUCCACACUACGCUCCUUCUUCACGGCUCUUGUCAAGGGGUUCACAUCACCAAAUCGGCGUAGAGUUGACUCAGGGUCAUUGACUUUGGCUUCAAAGACUCUUGGAACUGCCCUAGCUAAAGUGUUUCUUGAGUCUCUUAGUUUCUCUGGGCAUUCUACAUCAGCUGGUCUUGAUACUUCACUUUCAGUCAAGUGUCGAUAUCUGGGAAAAGUUGUGGAUGAUAUGGUGUCACUUACAUUUGACAGCAGGCGGCGAACUUGUUAUACCACAACAGUGAAUAAUUUCUAUGUCCAUGGUACCUUUAAGGAGCUGCUUACGACAUUUGAAGCUACUAGUCAGUUGUUAUGGACCCUACCAUACUGUGUGCCAACAUCAGGUAUUGAUCAUGAAAAGACAGCUGAAGGAAGUAAACUGUCCCACAGUCCAUGGCUGCUUGAUACUUUACAGAGCUAUUGCCGUGUGCUCGAGUAUUUUGUUAAUUCUUCUUUACUCUUGUCGACAACCUCUGCAUCCCAGGCGCAGUUGCUUGUUCAGCCAGUUGCAGUUGGUCUGUCAAUUGGGCUUUUUCCUGUGCCAAGGGACCCCGAAGUUUUUGUUCGUAUGCUUCAAUCUCAAGUUCUUGAUGUGAUACUUCCUGUCUGGAACCACCCCAUGUUUCCAAAUUGUAGUCCAGGUUUCAUUGCUUCUAUUGUCUCACUUGUUAUGCAUGUAUAUUCUGGUGUUGGGGACGUGAAGCAGAAUCGCAGUGGCAUUUCCGGAAGUACAAACCAACGAUUCAUGCCACCACCACUUGAUGAAAGUACUAUUACUACCAUUGUUGAGAUGGGUUUUUCAAGGGCCAGAGCAGAGGAUGCGCUUAGGCGGGUGGAAACAAAUAGCGUUGAAAUGGCCAUGGAAUGGCUCUUUAGUCAUCCCGAGGAUCCUGUGCAGGAGGAUGAUGAACUGGCUCGGGCACUUGCUCUUUCACUAGGAAAUUCAUCAGACGCAUCAAAAGCUGAUAGUGUUGACAAGUCUGUGGAUGUGCUGGCAGAAGAGGGUUGUGUGAAAGCUCCCCCUGUUGACGAUAUCCUUGCGGCGUCGGUUAAGUUGUUUCAGAGUAGUGAUACCAUGGCAUUCCCAUUGACAGAUUUGCUUGUGACACUUGGCAAUCGGAACAAAGGUGAAGACCGACCAAGAGUUGUAUCUUAUCUAAUUCAGCAGCUAAAGAACUGUCCAUUAGAUUUUUCUAAGGAUACCAGUGCAUUGAGUAUGGUAUCACAUGUUAUAGCAUUGCUUCUUUCUGAGGAUGGAAGCACAAGGGAAACUGCUGCACAACAUGGUAUUGUGUCUGCUGCAAUAGAUAUCUUGAUGAACUUUAAGGCCAAAGAUGAGUCGGGCAAUGAGCUUAUUGUCCCAAAAUGUAUCAGUGCUCUACUGCUUAUCUUGGAUAAUAUGUUGCAAUCAAGGCCCAAAAUUUCUGAAAACGUUGAAGAUACUCAGACAGGGUCUCUGCCUGAAUCUGGAGAGCAUGCGUCCUUGUCAAUCCCUGCAUCAGAUACAGAGAAAAAACAGGCUACAGAUAGCCAUGAAAAAGAUUCUGCCACGGCAUUUGAGAAAAUAUUGGGGAAAUCUACUGGUUAUUUGACUAUGGAAGAAUGUCAUAACGUGCUAGCAGUUGCGUGUGACUUGAUAAAGCAGCAUGUCCCAUCUAUGAUCAUGCAGGCUGUUUUACAGUUAUGUGCUCGCUUGACGAAAACUCAUUCUCUAGCUUUACGGUUCCUUGAAAAUGGAGGCUUGGCAGCUCUUUUUGGCCUUCCAAGAAGUUGUUUUUUCCCUGGAUAUGACACUGUUGCAUCUGCUAUAGUUCGUCAUCUCCUUGAAGAUCCGCAAACACUUCAAACAGCAAUGGAAUUGGAGAUUCGCCAAGCCCUGAGUGGCAACAGGCAUGGUGGGCGUACUUCUUCAAGGACAUUUUUGACAUCAAUGGCACCUGUGAUCUCAAGAGAUCCUCUGGUUUUUAUGAAAGCUGCUGCUGCAGUUUGUCAGUUGGAGACAUCAGGAGGUAGGACCUUUGUUGUGUUACUGAAGGAAAAAGAGAAGGAAAAGGAAAAAUCUAAAGUAUCAGCUGUUGAGGCUGGAUUAUCUUCCAACGAAUGUGUACGGAUUCCUGAAAAUAAGCUACAUGAUGGAUCAGGUAAAUGCUCAAAAAAUCACAAAAAAAUCCCUGCCAAUCUCACUCAAGUGAUAGAUCAGCUUCUUGAAAUAGUCUUGAAAUACCAUUUUCCAAAGAGCCAGGAGGACUGUGUGAGUAACCUAUCUGCUAUGGAGGUUGAUGAGCCUGCUAUGAAGGUAAAGGGUAAAUCAAAGGUUGAUGAGACAAGGAAAUUGGAGUCUGAUUCUGAAAGAUCUGCAGGGUUGGCCAAGGUGACCUUUGUUCUCAAGUUACUGAGUGAUAUUCUUCUGAUGUAUGUACAUGCCGUUGGGGUUAUACUUAAACGGGAUUUGGAAAUGACUCAUUUGCGGGGAUCUAAUCAACUGGAUGGUCCUGGACUUGGUGGUAUACUUCACCAUGUAAUUCAUUGGUUGCUUCCGCUCACCAUAGAUAAAUCUGCUGGACCUGAUGAAUGGAGAGACAAGUUGUCUGAAAAAGCUUCUUGGUUUCUGGUAGUUCUGUGUGGUCGUUCCAGUGAAGGGCGCAGACGAGUAAUUAAUGAACUUGUUAAAGCUUUAUCCUCAUUUUCUAACUUGGAUUCUAGUUCCACUACGAGCAUCUUAUUGCCGGAUAAAAGGGUUUAUGCUUUUGUUGAUUUGGUGUAUUCUAUUUUGUCAAAAAACUCAUCAUCCAGCAACUUACCUGGUUCCGGGUUUUCACCAGACAUAGCGAAAAGCAUGAUAGAUGGGGGAAUGAUUCAGUGUCUGACUGGUAUCCUUCAUGUGAUUGAUUUGGACCAUCCUGAUGCUUCCAAAACUGUGAAUUUGAUACUCAAGGCUUUAGAAAGCCUAACAAGGGCUGCUAAUGCUAGUGAGCAAUAUUUUAAAUCUGAUGAGACGAACAAGAAAAAAUCCACAGGGUUAAAUGGAAGAUCUGAUGAUCAGGUAACUGCCGCAUCAGGGGAUAAUACUGUGGGGCAUAAUCAGAAUAUAAGCAGUGAGCAGGAUGCAACAGAUGCUGUACAGACCGAACAAGUGGGUCAAGGAGCUUCUCAAAGUGAAGGUAAUCCUGAUGCAAAUCCAAACCAGUUGGUGGAACAGGACAUGAGAAUAGAUGUUGAAGGACCACUAGCUUCUAAUCCACCUAUGGAGCUUGGGAUGGAUUUUAUGCGUGAAGAGAUGGAUGGUAAUGUAUUACACAACACUGAUCAAAUUGAUAUGACUUUCCGUGUUGAGAAUAGGGCAGAUGAUGAUAUGGGUGAUGAAGAUGAUGACAUGGGUGAUGAUGGUGAGGAUGAUGAGGAUGAUGAUGAGGGAGAGGAUGAGGAUGAGGAUAUAGCAGAAGAUGGUGGUGGUAUGAUGUCUCUUGCUGAUACUGAUGUGGAAGACCAUGAUGAUACUGGCUUGGGAGAUGAUUACAAUGAUGAGAUGAUAGAUGAAGACGAUGACGAUUUUCAUGAGAAUCGUGUCAUAGAGGUGAGAUGGAGGGAAGCCCUUGAUGGGCUUGAUCAUUUGCAGGUACUUGGACAGCCUGGAGCUACAAGUGGUCUCAUUGAUGUUGCUGCUGAACCUUUUGAAGGGGUUAACGUGGAUGACCUGUUUGGUCUACGAAGGCCAUUAGGUUUUGAUCGCCGCCGUCAGACGAGUAGGUCUUCCUUUGAGCGAACUGUUACAGAAGCAAAUGGCUUUCAACAUCCUCUGCUUUUAAGACCUUCUCAGUCUGGGGAUUUGGUCUCAAUGUGGUCAGCAGGUGGAAAUUCAUCCCGGGAUUUAGAAGCCCUGUCAUCAGGGAGCUUUGAUGUAGCUCAUUUCUACAUGUUUGAUGCUCCUGUUCUUCCAUAUGAUCACGUACCAAGCAAUCUUUUUGGUGACCGUUUGGGUGGUGCAGCACCCCCACCUUUGACUGAUUAUUCUGUAGGUAUGGACUCAUUGCAGUUAUCAGGACGAAGAGGACCAGGUGAUGGUCGAUGGACUGAUGAUGGCCAGCCUCAAGCAGGUCCUCAAGCAGCUGCUAUUGCACAGGCAGUGGAGGAACAGUUUAUAUCUGAAUUACGAAGUAUUGCUCCUGCUGAUAUCCCUGCUGAACGACAGUCCCAGAACUCCAGAGUGCAGGAGAAACAGCCAGAUCACCCUCCUUUAAAUGAUAGUCAAGUAGCAGCAGAGAAUGAUGACAGCAGCCAUCAACGAAAUGAAGAUCAAAAUCAAGACAGGGGUGGUGAAACAAUACAUCAAAUCAUCUCAAGUUCUGAGAGUGUUCCCUGCCAAGAACAAGUCAAUCCAGAAUCUGUUGGUUCCGAGGUACCUGAACCAAUGUCAAUUCAGCCACCUUCACUGAACAGUACACCAAAUGAUAGCAUGGACACUGGUGAUGGGAAUGGUACUGCUGGUGAGCAACUCGGGUCAGUUCCAGAGUUAGACAGUGCUGAUUUACAAUGUGAAGGGGGUUCUGAAGUUCCUUCUAAUGUACAUGAUGUUACAGUGGAGGCCGUGGGUUGUGAUGGAUCCUCAAGAACAGAGGGCCAGGUUGGUAAUGUGUCGGCAAGUUUCGGCUUCGAAGCACCUAAUCCAGGUGAUUCUCAUACUUCUUCGGUGCCAACAAAUGUUGAUGUUGAUAUGAAUUGCAUUGAUGAAGUAAAUCAAACGGGCCAUCCCAUGCCUGCUUUUGAAAAUGGUACAGAUGGGCCGUUAAGUCAAAACACAUUGGUUGCUCCAGAAGCUAAUCAGGCUGAACCAGUUAGUUUGAAUAAUGAGGCUCCUGGUGCUAAUGCAAUUGAUCCGACCUUCCUGGAGGCUCUGCCUGAAGAUUUGAGGGCUGAAGUUCUUGCUUCACAGCAAGCUCAGCCUGUUCAACCUCCAUCUUAUGCACCGCCUUCUGUGGAUGACAUUGAUCCUGAGUUUUUAGCUGCCCUUCCUCCAGAUAUCCAAGCAGAAGUUUUGGCUCAACAAAGAGCACAAAGGGUUGCACAGCAGGCUGAGGGACAACCAGUUGACAUGGACAAUGCUUCAAUAAUUGCUACUUUUCCUGCUGAUUUACGCGAAGAGGUACUUUUAACUUCUUCAGAAGCUGUUCUGUCUGCAUUGCCUUCUCCAUUACUUGCAGAAGCCCAAAUGCUAAGAGAUCGAGCAAUGAGUCAUUAUCAGGCUCGCAGUCUUUUUGGAAGCAGCCACAGGCUAAAUAAUCGGAGAAAUGGAUUGGGUUUUGACCGGCAGACAGUAAUCGACAGGGGUGUUGGAGUCACAAUUGGUCGGAGGGCAGUUUCUGCUCUUGCGGACAGCUUGAAGGUUAAGGAAAUUGAAGGAGAGCCGCUUCUGGAUGCUAAUGCUUUGAAAGCCUUAAUUAGGCUUCUACGACUAGCCCAGCCCCUUGGUAAAGGACUCUUGCAGAGGCUUUUGCUAAACUUGUGCACCCAUAGUGUUACAAGAGCAAUCUUAGUUCGUCUUUUGCUCGAUAUGAUCAGACCUGAGGCUGAAGGCUCAGUCAGUGGACUAGCAACUAUUAAUUCCCAAAGGCUUUACGGUUGCAAUUCAAAUGUUGUUUAUGGUCGAUCACAGUUGUUGGAUGGUCUUCCUCCCUUGGUGUUGCGUCGAAUUCUUGAGAUAUUGACUUAUUUGGCUACAAAUCAUUCUGCUGUGGCAAAUAUGUUGUUCUACUUUGACUUCUCAGGCGUUCCUGAACCAUUAAGUUCUAUCCAUAUGGAAACCAAGAAGGAUAAAGGCAAGGAGAAAAUGGGAGAGGGAGGAUAUUCAUCAAAAAUUUCUGGAAACACGCAGGACGUGAAUGUUCCCCUGAUAUUGUUCCUAAAACUCCUGAACCGGCCUCAUUUUUUACAUGGCACUGCUCAUCUUGAGCAGGUCAUGGGCCUGCUUCAGGUUGUUGUUUAUACCUCAGCUUCAAAAUUAGAGGGUCGUUCUCAAUCCGAAGGGGUAGAUGGGAAUUCUCAAAAUCUAGCCAUAAAUGAAGCUUCAGGAGAUGGUCAAAAGGGUCCUGCUUUGGAACAAGAAUCUGAUCAUGGGGAUAAGCCUAUUAGUGGUGAAUCAUCAACUUCAGAUGGAAAGAGGAAUACAGAUACUUAUAAUAUUUUCUUGAAGCUGCCAGAAUCUGAUCUGCACAACCUUUGCAGCCUUCUUGGUCGUGAGGGGCUUUCAGAUAAAGUUUAUAUGCUUGCUGGUGAGGUCCUGAAGAAGUUGGCUUCAGUUGCAGCUGCCCAUCGAAUUUUUUUUAUCUCAGAGCUUUCAGAACUAGCUCAUGGGUUGAGUGCAUCAGCUGUUGGUGAGCUUGUCACCCUCCGAAAUACACAGAUGUUGGGUUUGAGUGCUGGGUCUAUGGCUGGGCCAGCAAUCUUACGUGUAUUACAAGCACUUUGCUCACUUACUUCACCUAGGGCUAGUGAGAAUUCAGGACUGGAGAAUGAUGCGGAGCAGGAGGAGCGUGCCACCAUGUCGAAGCUAAAUGUGGCACUUGAGCCAUUGUGGCAAGAAUUGAGCAACUGUAUAAGUGCGACUGAAACACAUCUGGGUCAGAGCUCUUUCUGUCCAACCAUGUCUACUAUAAAUAUUGGGGACCAUGUACAGGGUUCUUCUUCUUCGUCUCCUCUCCCUCCUGGAACCCAGAGACUCCUGCCUUUUAUGGAGGCAUUUUUUGUUUUGUGUGAAAAGCUACAAGCAAAUCUCUCUUUGACGCUGCAAGAUAAUGCGAAUGUGACUGCAAGAGAAGUCAAAGAAUCUGCUGGAAACUCAGAUCCUUCAACUGCUAAGUGCCACAGUUGUGGGGAUUCUCAGAGAAAAUUUGAUGGUGCUGUCACAUUUACAAGGUUUGCUGAGAAGCAUCGCCGGCUUUUGAAUGCCUUUAUCAGACAGAAUCCGGGUUUGUUGGAGAAAUCCCUUACUAUGAUGCUGGAGGCACCAAGGCUAAUCGAUUUUGACAACAAGAGAGCAUAUUUCCGGUCAAGAAUUAGGCAACAACAUGAGCAACAUCUCUCUGGUCCACUGAGAAUAAGUGUUCGCCGGGCUUAUGUUUUGGAGGACUCUUACAAUCAGUUGCGCAUGCGGCCUAAUCAGGACAUGAAGGGACGAUUAAAUGUUCAAUUCCAAGGGGAAGAGGGUAUUGAUGCUGGCGGUCUGACACGAGAGUGGUAUCAAUUACUAUCACGGGUUAUAUUUGACAAGGGUGCAUUGCUUUUCACCACUGUAGGAAACAAUGCAACUUUCCAGCCAAACCCCAAUUCUGUCUACCAGACGGAACAUCUUUCUUACUUUAAAUUUGUGGGCCGUGUGGUUGCAAAGGCACUUUUUGAUGGGCAACUUUUGGAUGUUUAUUUCACUCGAUCCUUCUAUAAGCACAUACUUGGUGUAAAGGUGACUUACCAUGAUAUAGAGGCUGUGGAUCCUGAUUACUACAAGAAUUUGAAGUGGAUGCUGGAGAAUGAUGUGAGUGAUAUACCUGACCUGACGUUUAGCAUGGAUGCGGAUGAAGAAAAACAUAUCCUUUAUGAGAAAAACCAGGUUACUGAUUAUGAGCUCAAACCGGGAGGAAGAAAUAUUAGGGUUACAGAAGAAACUAAGCAUGAGUAUGUUGACCUUGUAGCUGAACACAUCUUGACAAAUGCUAUCCGUCCUCAAAUUAAUUCUUUCCUGGAGGGGUUCACUGAAUUGGUCCCGAGAGAGCUUAUAUCUAUUUUUAACGAUAAGGAGCUUGAGCUACUUAUCAGUGGUCUUCCAGAGAUUGAUUUGGAUGAUUUGAAGGCCAACACUGAGUAUACUGGCUACACGGUAGCAUCUAGUGUUGUUGAAUGGUUUUGGGAGGUGGUUAAAGGUUUCAACAAGGAAGACAUGGCAAGACUGCUGCAAUUUGUGACUGGAACAUCAAAGGUUCCGUUAGAGGGGUUCAGGGCUUUGCAAGGUAUCUCUGGUGCUCAGAGAUUUCAGAUUCACAAGGCAUAUGGAGCUCCUGACAGGCUGCCCUCUGCUCAUACGUGCUUUAAUCAACUAGACCUUCCUGAGUACACCUCCAAAGAACAGCUUCAUGAACGGUUGAUGCUUGCCAUUCAUGAAGCUAGUGAAGGAUUUGGCUUUGGUUAACAGAAAGAACCUCAGCUGAUAUUGUUGCCCCAGCACACCAGUCAUUGCGCUUAUAGUUACCAUGUACAUAUGAAAGAUCCGAACCAAAGCUCCCGGAAUUAUAGCAACUUUGAUGGAUUUUGUGAACUCUGAAAGCAUUAUCUAUUUUUUGGAGGCCGGAGAGCAAAGCUUUUAUCAACUAUAUACAGCAGAUGAUCAUUAUACUUUUGCUGACUCAUGUUGGCUCCUCAGUGACAAUGGCUUGAAAAUUUGAAAUUCUUUCUGUGGAUUCUUACAAUGUCCGAAAAUUGGGGAGUCGUACAGAUGAUGGGGGAUAGAAAAUCUCUUUUGGUUGUUUAUAUUAGAUUUCUUUCUAUGUUAUGAGUUUAUGGCCAAACUGCCUUUAGAUUAGUCAGUUUCACUUUCUCUGACCUGAAUGUUGGUAAUAAGCCUAGGAAUAUGUAUAUUGUAAUUCCAGACGGAUGUUUUUGGGUUUUAAUUGAAGGCGAGAAAGUGAUUCAAAUUUUGCCCUUCA
Molecule: messenger RNA, 12149 nt
Organism: Prunus dulcis (almond)
Lineage: Eukaryota; Viridiplantae; Streptophyta; Magnoliopsida; Rosales; Rosaceae
Product: E3 ubiquitin-protein ligase UPL1
Exons: 16
Coding region: 335-11635 (3766 amino acids)
Biological process (GO): positive regulation of protein catabolic process; proteasome-mediated ubiquitin-dependent protein catabolic process; protein polyubiquitination
Molecular function (GO): ubiquitin-protein transferase activity; protein binding
Source: RefSeq, a predicted model, not a curated record